GACUAGAUAUUUUUUCUAUAGUCCUGGAAUCCUUACUACAUACUCUUAUCUUUUUCUGUUAUACUUGACCACUGCUUAACUCUCUUCUCCUCUACCUCAUCUCUUACUCUUCCAGACUUUGAUCUAUUAUUGUUUUUACUGAAGUGUCUAUCCAGUGAGAUCUUAUACUGUACCUGAGCUGGAGCCGCUUACUACAGUCCUCUUCCCAUACUACCUCUCACCCACAUACACAAAGAUGCGCUGGACUCCCGAAGCCGAUCAGCUGCUUCUGCUGAAGAUCGUCGAGACGCACAACCUGUCCGUGAACUACAAGAAGGUCGCAGAAGCAUGGCCCGUUGCAGUGGGAGAAAUCCCCCCUACGCCUCGAGCCAUCAGCGAAAGACUCAUCAAAAUCCGUAAUAUGGCAGGAGCAAUCGCCAGCACCGGCAAAGGAAACAACCAGGACGACAACACCAACCCGAUCACCCCGAACGCCACCCCACGCAAACCUCGAAAGAGCGCCGCACCCUCCACCCCCAGCUCCACCAAGCGCAAGAGAGGGGGCACUACCGUCAAAGCCGACUCCAUGCCAGCCGAUUCCCCAAUCAAGAGUGAGAUGGGAACCGGGCCCUCUCCCAUCAAGAUCGAGGCUCAGAGUAAUCCCCUCGGUAUCGACACUCAUAUGCCGGAGACGACCCCAACGAGGAAGACCCCUCUCGCUCAUGCAGCGGCGGGGGCGGCGAAUCAGCUGGUAUAUGCCGGCCAUACGCUGUACCAGACGCAUGGAGCCGCGGCUGCUAUCCAGGUCGAGCCGGAUACCCCGUCCAGGAGAGUGCGAAAGCCGGCUGCCCCGGCCCCCGGAAUGGUCAACUGGACGACGCACCACCACUUUGGCAGGGACGGGCAGGAUGUGGAUGUCGACAGCUCGGCCUCGGAGUACUACCCGGAGAAUGAGAUGGUUGCCGCGCCUCGCGGGGCGAUGAUGAAUUUUAUCUAGAUGGUUGUCUUGGGGAUUGGGUGGGUUGCGCUUCGUUUAUUCUCCUUCUCGCGUGGAGCUCAGAUUGUUCACAGUCAUGUGUAUGUACUUUACGGUGGUUUCUAUCCGGUUUUUGGAAUCGCUUCGCACUGGGAAUUGGUACUGUCUUUCCUAGCAAUGAUGCCUGUUUUCACAAGAAUGAGAUACAAG
Messenger RNA from Aspergillus japonicus CBS 114.51, 1165 nucleotides. RefSeq lists its product as uncharacterized. The coding region runs from base 236 to 976 and encodes 246 amino acids. The record is from RefSeq and is a predicted model, not a curated record. The transcript is spliced from 3 exons. Lineage: Eukaryota; Fungi; Ascomycota; Eurotiomycetes; Eurotiales; Aspergillaceae.